Molecule: messenger RNA, 2592 nt
Organism: Pecten maximus
Lineage: Eukaryota; Metazoa; Mollusca; Bivalvia; Pectinida; Pectinidae
Product: mu-type opioid receptor-like
Exons: 1
Coding region: 1174-2157 (327 amino acids)
Biological process (GO): G protein-coupled receptor signaling pathway
Cellular component (GO): membrane
Molecular function (GO): G protein-coupled receptor activity
Source: RefSeq, a predicted model, not a curated record
UGCUUGAAUAAAUGUUAAGUUGGCUUGCCAUAGCUUAAUGUUCCGACUUAUUGGAAGAAAAUAUGGUCAAAAAUGCACACGCCUUAGAUUUUGAUAUACAGUGUAGGACAACUAUUAUUACCGCUUAAACUAGCCUUGGUCCUUAAUUGUUUUACAAGCACUUCCUUCAUAUGCUGUUGUAUAUGUUUGAACUCUGUAGAACGAGAAAAGAAUAUCAGAGGGAAGAACAGAGCAACAAGAGAGCUUAUCAAUCAUGCACAGAACUAAUGAAUAACAUGCGAUGAUUUGCGCCAUGUUCUCUUGUCUCCAGAGCCAAUGUUUCUGAAAAAGCAAUACAGGAGUGGACGAACUCUAGACGCUGCAGUCAUUAAUGAAAAUACAGUCAUCAUGUUCUUGUUUCAUUUCUUAGGCCAACAAUCGAAUGUUUCUUUAAUUGUAUGUAAUAUCGUCACAAUAUAAAAAAAAUCCUUUAGAAUAUAAUCAAUUAUACAUAAGCAUGUGCUAUCCACAUUUCAUAUAAGAUAUUUAUUAAUACGUAUUUGGUAUACACAUGUAUGUAUAUUGUUGCAAUUUCAUAAAUCAAAUUUCAAAGUUGCCAUGGUUACUAUACACGUCAGCCACCUUGCCAAUAUCUAGUUUCCUAUUUGGGCGCGGUAAAUUAAAUGCGACAAGUUGUCAUCGUUAACUGUGCUGCAUAUUGCUAUUCAACAUUCAGACAUAGUUCCAAGACUGAGGAAGUAUACAUAACGAAGCAUUUCAAUAUUACAUUGUUAGGUUUAUAAAAGCAUGUUUUGACAAAGAUGCAUUAUAUGUUUAACUCUAGUCGAAAAGCCAACUAGUGCCUGUGUUUUUCUCUCGGGCUAGCUUGAUGACCAAUUUAAUUGCAGACAGUGUUCGUUCACAGUUUCCACUUUUAUCUCCGUUGAACAGAUAUGUUUUACUCAGUAUAUCGUAUAGUUAUCUCCCCUUUUUUUAAAUUUCCUUCUCUAUUAUGUAACGCCGAAGCAACUUCGUUCACUUUUACUACUAGACGAAAGAGUAAUGCUAACUUGUUCAUCGUCAAUGCCACCGAAUCAUACCGUAUGUGUGUUAACCUUUACGCUGUAUAACCAGGACGUCACAUUAUUUAUUACCAAUAAUUGUUUUUAAUAUUCAAGAGAGACGAUAUCCGCCAUGUCUGCCGAUAACCUGACCACAACUGAAGAAGCAGAUGACGGUUUUCCGCCAUUCCUUAUCAUUUUCAUUGUUUUACAACAACUAGUGUCCAUCCUCUCCUGUUUAGGUAAUGGUGUCGUCAUCUUUAUUUUUACUCGUUACCUCCACCUUAAAUCCUUCACCAACCGCUUUGUCGUGGGACUUGCCGUCGCCGACUUUUGCACGGGCCUUUCAGUUGGUUCCCAGAUUGUAUAUUUCUUGAUUCCAGAAUUAAACACAGACAGGAUGGCAUGCUUUAUUCGGUAUCAAAUCAUAGCAUUUAUGACGAUGACGUCACAACUCACAGUGUCGUUUACAACCUUCGACAGAUACAUCGCGAUCUGCCAUCCCCACAGCUAUAGUAAAGUUGUAACCAAUGUUACGGCUAACGUCCUUGUUACGCUACCAUGGGCAUAUGCCCUAAUUCUAACGACGUCAUCCUACCUUGGACUAAAACCAUGGACAAGUGAUUCCUCAUACUGUCUGUAUCAUCUCAUUUUUGAACAUGGUGUCUAUUUAACAUCGGCUUUUACCACCAUAUGUUUCAGUAUGGCAUCUUUCAUCAUGUACAUGUGUAUUUUACGGGUAGCAUGGAAAUACUUCAACAGAAUACGUCCUUCAAACGAAACCAAUCCAAGUUCCGAAGUCCGUAAAAAAUCGACAGAGCGCGACGUUCGAAGUGCAAAGGUCAUGGGAAUUGUAACUGUGGCAUUUACCAUUUGUUGGGCACCUUUCACCGCAUACCAGUUCCGGUAUGGAUUGGGCUAUUUUGACUUGACCACGGACGACAUUACUGCUUCCAACUGGCUCGUUUUUCUUGGUAUGACCAAUAGCCUGGUGAACCCAGUGAUAUACGCCUGGCAACGGAAGGAUUUCAAAAGAGCAUGUAAAAAAUGUUGCGGUCGAAACGUUGCCGGAAGUAACAUUACGGGUGGCUUCUCAUCGCAUGCAUCCACAAUAUAAACUUGCAUUAAUUAAAUAAAAUAUGCUGUUUUUUUCGGUAUCAAUACACCUUUCAUUCAUAUGUUGGCGAAACAACAUUUUGACAUAUGGCUAUUGAUAGUAAGAAGAGUUUAAAAACCACCGAUGGGGUAUCAUUAAUCGAAAUAGCCUUACUGGGUAGUGAAUUGUUUAUUUUAUGUCUCGUACUUUCGUUAAGUCUUUGCUAUUCUAUAUAACUUGUAAUAAAUAAGUGUGUGACUAUUUGUUUGUGCAAUGCUCGCAUUAUUACUGCUGAAAUAUGAUUUUAAGCUUCGGAUAAAAAUAUGAAAAAAUCUGCAAUCUUAAUUUCUCCAUGUCAUUUGCAGUAUUUACCUAUUCUUCCAAAAUGUCUUCAAAAGGUCUGUGAGAGGUCUGUUUGGUGUAACUCUGCCAGACAAGUCUAUGUUUCACAGUAAG